AUGCAAGAAGCUCAAGAGCAUGUGUUGGAGAUCAUCAAGAAUCCGGUGAGGACUUUAAUGCACUCGUGAGGUCUUUCUUUGCAUAAAAAGACGAGGUUUUCAUCAAAGCCUGCCUUCUCCACCAAGUCCAAUAUUCAUUUCUCUCUGUUUUAGGUUCAUUUCCCGGCCAGAUGGCUGCGAGAGGCCAGAGCAAGAAUCGGACUUGAGGAAGAGCACAUUGCGGUCAUUUUAGUUGCCGUUCUGUCAAUGUAUUUGGCGGUGGGAGAGCACGCUCAAUUCUUGGCCAAUGCCAUCGGCGUUGCUGUUCCACUGUUGUUGUGCUACGUCUACGUGGAUGAAAAACCGUCCACUCAGAAUCUUCAAGUCUAUUGGUCGGUGUUUGGACUGCUCACCGUGUUGGACACCGGCUUUGAGAACUGUAUUCCGCUCUAUUACAUCGUCAAGGUAUGUGAAGAUAAAAUAAGGUCGAAACUUGUGGGAGAACGGCCGGGUUUUGAGAGAUUAUGGUAGGAAUAGCUGUAAAAUACCUCUGGCUUUGAGAUGGCGCCAUUUUGUCUGCAGAAUUGCCCGAGCUGUCUGUUAUUUCUCUAAAACAAUGUUUUAGUUGGUCCUGCUGGCUCUCUUGUUCCUGAAACCGUUUACAUACGCCGAGAAGCUUCUUGAAUUGACUAAGCAGUUCGAACAGAAGGAGAAGAAGCUCGAGGACGCUAUCAGCGAGAUUGAGCAGAAAUCUAAGGGUCGAAAAUCACCGCCGCCAGAGAAGCCAGAAGAAGAAGCUGCCAAGAUUGUCAAGGAGAACCCUUCUUCUCGAGUAAGCCGGUUAAACAAGAGUAAUAUAAGAUGGCUAACGUUAGAACCUUGAAUAAAAUAGACCUUUUGACGAGGUCCAUUUAAAUUUUUACCGCUUUUUUCAGCCUCAAGAAUCUCCUUCCGUCAAGGACAACGCCCCUGCUCAACAGUCGUCUGUCACGACUGCAAUCGAAAAUAGUAAAAGCGAACCCGCUCCCCAGCCCGAGACAGCUUCUCAGCCAACUGCAGAAAGCCCAUCUGCAACGUCUGUUCCGUCUGGUAAGAAAGUUUGGAAAAAGUUCCUUAUUCUGGCCACAACAAAGGUACUCUGUAAACUGCGCCCAAGCUUGGGAGCUAAAGUUAGGGAAAAAGGUUUCGCCCUAGCUGCCACUGAAUUACUGUAAUAGCUCUGUAGUUUUAAAGGUACCUACGAGGGCUAUGACGACUCAUUUAGUUCUACACGAAGGCAAUAAGUUUAGUUCCGGACAUGUUUCAUCGUAUAAAGUGUGAAAGCGCAGGCUGCAGCCGUUUUUGAAGGGUAAGGUGGUAUGUAAAAAAGAAGAACCUCACUAACUAAAUCCACUCUCUGGGCAUUGACAACGAUGAAUUGAGCCUGUACGCCGAAUCUGGACUAAUUCUGACCAGUUUCCGCAAGGUUAUAAGUUGUGGCAAGAAAAAGGAACUUUUACCCGCAAAUGAGUAUUCCAUAGCCUAAAGUUUUAUUUUUAGGAACUACCCGUGAUGCUGAUGGUCAUCCGCAGCAGAACAGCAAUUACCGCGAUGAGAUGGCCAAGAACGCAUCGCAGUACAGACUCAGCUCGGAUGAGAACGGCCUCAACUUCCGUGGGGCCGCAAUGCCCGUUGCUGCCAAUGAUUUCAUCACCGAACCCACGAACAGCCUGGUCUUCAACGCUCCCUUUGAAGACGGGGUUCUGUCCUACUAUUUGACGAUCAAAAAUAACACCCCCAGAACUAUGGCGUUUGCCAUGAAAAGUAACGCAAUUCCCAGACUCACCGCCAAUCCCCCGUGUGGGAUCCUGAAGCCCAGGCAGAGAGUUCUCAUCUGGAUCAAUAUGCAGGUAAAGGGAUCAGAAAGAAAUGCAAAGUUCCACUUUUGGCUAAAAAAUUAUGUUAUUUUAGGUAAUAAUUACGUAAUUUCACACCUAAAGUCUUUAGGAACGGAUUUUUUGACAAGAAUAGAAUAAAAAUGCCUUAAUUUUCAUGGAUUAACAAUUUUCGAUUUUUUUAGCCCUUCAAAUGGGGGGAAAUUGACGUUAGCCGCGACAGAAUUGCCUUUGACUACGUGCUUUGUCCAGCCGACACCAAGAAAUUCACCCACAAGUUGUUCCAAGGAGAUGAACCAAGACGCCGAAAGAACAUCCACGUCCUUUAUAAUCCAUAG
Bursaphelenchus xylophilus (pine wood nematode) is the source of this 2191-nucleotide messenger RNA. Lineage: Eukaryota; Metazoa; Nematoda; Chromadorea; Rhabditida; Aphelenchoididae. The record is from the annotation of a GenBank genome assembly.